AUGGCGUUUGCUGGGGCCUCGCGGGCCUUCUGCAGCUGUGCAGGGAGGAGCCUCUUGAGGUGGUCAGCAGUGGACCUCAGCCUAUCAAGGACUCGUUUCCUUUCAAAGGGCCCUGCGGCCUGCUCGUUGGUGCCUUCCAGGGCAGCCGCAGCAGCAUGCUUCAGCAGCAGCUCCCGGGUCCCCUUGGGAGGCUCUCCGGGUCUCCCCCUUGAGGGGGCCCCCCAGGGGCCUCGGGGACUCCAAGGGGGACUGCCCGGCCACAGCGGAGGAGAGCCUGUUCUCUCACUUGCUGCUCCGCCGAGGCGCACACGUCCGGGUCUGUUUCCAUCUGUGUUUGCUAUAGAGUUUCUGGCGCCUUUGAAAAUGGUCAAUUUUGCCAUCCAGUAUCUUUUGUCUUUCCGAUUUUACUUCAUAUUCAUGGCCCGCACCACUUUCCAGGCUGUGCGCCCUUUGCUGGCGUUUAGCGUGUUUGGUGAGGUGAUGAAGAUGGUCUUGGCGACGAUGAGCUCCAGUUUGUUUUCUUUCCUCUUUUCGUUCGUGCUCGCCUUUGAGGUCCUUUACUUCUUUCUGCAGUGCUACAUCAGCUACACUUUCCUCACCAUGUUCUUCACCGUCAUGUUUUAG
Molecule: messenger RNA, 624 nt
Organism: Eimeria necatrix
Lineage: Eukaryota; Apicomplexa; Conoidasida; Eucoccidiorida; Eimeriidae
Exons: 4
Coding region: 1-624 (207 amino acids)
Source: RefSeq, a predicted model, not a curated record